Fusarium coffeatum is the source of this 2379-nucleotide messenger RNA. RefSeq lists its product as uncharacterized. The coding region runs from base 1 to 2379 and encodes 792 amino acids. NCBI's taxonomy places the organism in Eukaryota, Fungi, Ascomycota, Sordariomycetes, Hypocreales, Nectriaceae. The record is from RefSeq and is a predicted model, not a curated record. The transcript is spliced from 5 exons. Gene Ontology annotation, molecular function: protein binding.
AUGACUUCCUAUCUGCUACAGUUACCACGCGAACUUCAAGAUGCCAUCUUCACUAUUCUAAAGCCUGAUGAUAUCAAGAAUCUUCGUGUCACAUGCAUCACAUUGGCCAAGGCCCUUCCCUUACAUUUCAACCGCGUCUUCAUCUCGGCUAAUUCUCUUAACAUUCAAGUUUUCAACGCAAUCGCAAACCACGAGGUUUUUCGCCAUCAAGUGUCUGAAAUCAUUUGGGAUGAUGCGCGCUUGCUCGCUGGCUUCGAGCUAGCAUGGGGAGACAAUAGUGAUACACAGGAUGGAGUUCCGCUAUGGUUCAUAGAGGGCCGUUCGGAUUAUGGCGACCGUGGCCACUAUGUCUAUCCCAAAAACCACCUUGGUAUCAAGGAGUCAUGGGCAUAUUAUAAGCCACUACUGGACGACCAACAACAGGUUCUCGCUUCGAACCUUGAUCUUGAAGCCUUCAAAUUUGGGCUGAGGCAGUUUACCUCUUUGAAACGAGUGACUAUCACACCUGCAACUCAUGGCACGCAUUGGAGGACGCUAUACAGAACACCUAUGAUUCGUGCAUUUCCACCUGGACUCGACUACCCGUUGCCCAAAGCAUGGCCCUACUUCGAUGAUGACCUGAAGAUCGACGUGCUGCCAUGGGUCUCUGAUGGUGAUGAUAGGCUCCAUCAGGAGAUCUACGAUAACGUAUGCACGACUGAGGAAUAUCGAGCCAAAUGGCGGGGCUUUCAGCUGGUUAUCCGAGCCCUAGCCGAGUUUGAGGACCAUGGCAUCACAGAGCUUGUUAUCGGGGGACACGAGAUCCAGUCUGGACUGAAUGCUCGACUCUUCGAUGAGUGGUCCCCCGAGUAUGGCGAUCUCGUCACAUUGUUGAAACGCCCUGGUUUUCGACACCUUGAACUUCACUUGUUUACAGGCUUUGUCCUUGAAGACCACAAAUGCUUUUCUUACCGGUCGGGACUUUUGCGUGAUGCUCUGGCGCAUGCAGAAGAUCUCGAGUACUUGAGCUUGCGCGCGAGUACAUACAUCGAGAAUGGUGUUCCGGAGUUGCUUACUUUUGAAGACGAAGAAGAUUGGUGUAUGUGUCCGUUGCAAGACAUCUUUCCUGUAGACCAAUGGCCACGACUUCAACACUUUGGGAUUUCCAAUAUGCUUGUUGAUCGAGAGGAUUUGAUCGGCCUUUUGGCUAGUCUGCCACCAUCUUUGAGAUCGGUUGAGCUUAGCCACCUGGGGUUGAAAUCUCCUCAUGAGUACAGCGAUUUAGUCCGAGAUGUGCGUGACGUGCUCGACUGGCAGUCGCGGGCUCCAGGAAAGAGGCCCCAGUCUGGUUCCAUCAAGGUCAAUACUGUUCUCGUUUGUUAUGGCCGAACAACCGCCGUUAACACGAUGCAUCUGUCACUCUUUAUACGCCCGUACAAGAUGCGUGUCACUGCUACCUUCGGAUCGCUAAUCGUGGGCGCGAGCCUCUGUGCCGCUCGCGCUUGCGCCCCUCAUCCUCGGUCGACGACAACGUCGUCGCUUAUCAGCGAAAUUGGCACUACAACGGCUGAAAGCUCCGCCACAACGACUACUUCUCUAAGUGCCACUGAGGCCGAGUCCAGCAUUGAGUCUUCUGUUAUCAUCGAAACUUCUACAGUCGAGUCUGCCACUACAGAGCUGGAUUCGACUACCUCUGACUCAGAAACUUUGACUGUCACAGAGUCGGAGACCAGUGCUGAGUCUUCUGCCACUACUACUGAUGGUAUCAGCUCUUUCACUACCAUCGUCGCGAGUACCACCGCUAUUACAUUCGAAGACACCGAAACCUCUACAAGCGUCGACGAAGCCACAACCACAACAGUCGAAGCUACCACGACUACAGCUGGCCCUCCCGUGAUUACUAACCUCGUCCAGAAUGGCGGUUUCGAGGACGCAACCAUCGAUCCUUGGGUAGUAGAAGGUGCCCCUUCACGAAUCACCAAUGACGCUUUUGCUCCCGAGGGUAGCCAGCUCCUGCGAUUGGAUGGAGACCUCGCCAAUUCCGCCAAGGUCUGCCAGCGAGUUGAAGUCGAGGCUGGCUUCGAGUACACCUUCAAGGCGCAGGUUGCCCAGUAUUGCAUCAAAUCGUUUGGGUCAAACAUAGUUAUGUGCGAUGACGACGUCAAUACCGUUCAAUUAUCCAUCGCUGGUGUAUAUGUUUCCGGUGAUCGAGGCAUCGUCGGGUACAAUAUAUUCAACGAAUAUACCUACACCUUCUCAUAUACCGGCCCAAGCAUUGAUUCUACAGAUCUUUGCAUAACUAUCUCGCAGAACCAAGGCAUCGGACCCGUGUUCUACCUCGAUGGCGUUUCGCUCACGCGUGGGCGAGCUGUGCCUAUUCCUACCCCGACGGAUCCUUAG